AUGGCUGAAAGCGAGCAAAGGACCCCUAGGAGGCUGAGAGCCUCCUGUGAUCCUUGUCAUCGGCUGAAGCUCAGAUGCACAUUCACCGGGUCCGACACCUGCAUCCGAUGCCAGAAGCUGAAGAUAGUCUGCAUCCGCAGCCAAUUGAAGCCAGCCGGAAGGCGCAUGGCCAAGAAAGAGCGCCCUGAGGCAUCUACAUCCACAUCCCCUCCAACCUCCACACCAGAAGGAUCAAAACCAUCGCCACCUUCCGACAACUUCUCGCCCUUCCCCACAUCAUGUUUCGGCGGCGAUGAGGCCUCCACGCAUUACUCCAGCCUGUUCAAUGACGCGUCGGUCCCGCCGUUGGCAGGGGCGGCAACGCCGGAGACGAACCACACUCUGUUCCACACAAGCAUGGGCGACCAGACCGACGGCCCCGAAAUGGCAUUUCUGCCGGCAAUGUGGGCCACGGAAGCAGCAGCAGCAGCAGCAGGAGAGUCACCAACAAGCGGGUGGGCAGAUCGGCAGCCUGGACCGCCGCCCAGCGUCAGCGCCAACCCCUCGUGCACGUGCUUCGUCGCGAUUGCGUGUUCGAUGCGGGACCCGCCUGGGCCCGAGCUCGAGCUCGAGCGCCCCUCGGUCCAGUGCACGCUGCAGCAGAACAAGGACGCGCUGGCCGUCGUGGCCGACUUUGCGGCCUGCGAGUGCGCCCACGACCCCUCCCUCGAGGUCCUCGCGUACGUCUUCUUGCAUAAGAUCACGGCUACUUUCGCCCACGCUAUCUACAUGCCUGGCCAGAACGUGUUUCGCUUUGGCGCCGGUAGGGUUGUGGGCCAGGAUGCUGUGGAGCUUAGGCGCCAUAUCAUCCGCAUUGGCCUCGAUAAGGUGAAGCAUUUGUUGGGUCUGUUGGCACGGAAGUCUGGGUCUGAUUAUAAUACUCCGGGUUGCUGGAAGGGGAGAGGAGAUAAUUUUUAUGCCCAGAUUGCCGUUUGGAUGCAGACUUAUGUGAGGAGGGAGGCUGAUAGGAUUAUUGACAAGCUUCAACCCUACGGUUAG
Aplosporella prunicola CBS 121167 is the source of this 1038-nucleotide messenger RNA. RefSeq lists its product as uncharacterized. The coding region runs from base 1 to 1038 and encodes 345 amino acids. The record is from RefSeq and is a predicted model, not a curated record. Gene Ontology annotation, biological process: aflatoxin biosynthetic process; regulation of DNA-templated transcription. NCBI's taxonomy places the organism in Eukaryota, Fungi, Ascomycota, Dothideomycetes, Botryosphaeriales, Aplosporellaceae. Gene Ontology annotation, cellular component: nucleus. Gene Ontology annotation, molecular function: zinc ion binding; DNA-binding transcription factor activity, RNA polymerase II-specific; DNA binding. The transcript has 2 exons.